Branchiostoma belcheri (Belcher's lancelet) is the source of this 923-nucleotide messenger RNA. RefSeq names its product glycine-rich cell wall structural protein 1.0-like. NCBI's taxonomy places the organism in Eukaryota, Metazoa, Chordata, Leptocardii, Amphioxiformes, Branchiostomatidae. The record is from RefSeq and is a predicted model, not a curated record. The transcript has a single exon. Bases 30 to 923 code for a protein of 297 amino acids.
GAAGGAACGCGCGGGUCGGAGCAGUCGAGAUGCCGCGUUCCUGGGUCCUCCUUCUGUUGGUUGGUUUGCUGCACGGGGUGUCUUGCCGGCCCCGGGGAUGGCGUAGGCUUAGAAAUGGCACCAGGGCCUGGAAUGACACCAGGGCCUGGAAUGACACCAGGGCCUGGAAUGACACCAGGGCCUGGAAUGACAUUGAGUCUGGAGAGAUCGGAGAAGAGGGAGGAUGGGAAUUUGGGGACGAAGAAAUGAGAGAAGGGAGAAGGGAGGGAGAAACAGAGGGCGGAGGCGAAAGGGGCGCCGGCGGAAGAGGCGGCGGAGGUAGGAGGGAAGACGACGAAGAACAGGGCGACCAAGGCAGGAGGGAAUACGUCAGGAGGGGAAGGGGAAGGGGAGGCGGUGGAGGACAGGGCGGCCAAGGUUGGAGGGCAUACGGCGCAGGGCAGGGCGGCCAGGAGUCGAGCGAAGACGGCCCAAGACAGGUCGGCCCAGGUUGGAUGGCAUACGGCCAAGGACAGGGCGGCGGACAGGGCCAAGGCGGACAGGGCGGAGGACAGGGUGGAGGACAGGGCCAAGGCGGACAGGGCGGAGGACAGGGUGGCGGAGGUAGGAGGGCAAGCGGCGGAGGACAGGGCGGCGGAGGACAGGGCCAAGGGCAAGGCGGACAGGGCCAAGGCGGACAGGGCGGAGGACAGGGCGGAGGACAGGGCCAAGGACAGGGCGGUCAAGGUUCCAGGGAAGACGGCAGAAAGGGAAGGGGAGGUGGCGUCGCGGACAGGGCGGCGGACAGGGCGGCGGACAGGGCGGAGGACAGGGCGGCGGAGGUUGGAGGGAAGGCAGCAGAAGGGGAAGGGGAGGCGGCGGAGGACGCGGCGGCGGAGGUGGAAACGGCCGCGGAGGUUGAGGCGGCGGCGGAGGCAGCGUAG